AUGCCCGAGCCAAAGCGGCCCAACUUUGCAAGGCCAGAAGAGCUUCCAGCUGAAGGCAGCAAAGACCAGGCGGAAGGCGCUGGGAACCUCCUCAGCAGCCUCUGGAGCUGUUUCAAAUUCUUGGCUGAGGCAAGCCCACCCUCCCGACACUGGGACGUGCCUCCCUGCCCCCACGUUCUGCCAAGAGCCUCCUCAGAAGCUGCCCAAGGAGUUGCCUUCAGACCACGGGCUCCGGAUUCCGGAGAGGAGCCUCUGCCUCGUGUGGCUCGUGGAGCCUCAACAGCCUCCUCCGCCCCCCCCACCUUCAAGGCGUCUUGGGGCAUGGGCCAGAAGAGAGCGGCCCUGGUCCUCUGCCUCCUCCUGCUCAUCCUGCUGCUCCUGGCCCUCAUCCUGCUGUUCCUGUUCUGGCGGUCCAGCACGGGCAUCGUGUACAAGGAGCCGGAGGAGAGCUGCCGGGGCCCGGCCGUGCGCUGCGACGGGGUCGACGACUGUUCCCAGCGGAGCGACGAGCUGGACUGCGUGCGCUUCGGCUGGAACCAGUCGGUGCUGCACGUCUACUCGAGCGCCGAGCGGCAGUGGCUGCCCGUCUGCAGCAGCGCCUGGGACGAGGCCCUCUCCCGGAAGACGUGCCAGCAGCUGGGCUUCCACAACGCCUCCCACACCGCCUAUGUCCCGCUGCCCUCCUCCGGGAAGAGCCUGGUGGUCGCGGGGGCGCACAAGACCAUCCAGCAGAGCCUCAACAGCUCCCAGUGCCCUACUGGAAAGUAUGUCGCCCUCCGGUGCACUCGCUGCGGGCAAAGGAUGUCUGGUCGCAUCGUGGGGGGCACCGAAACAUCAGCCAGCAAGUGGCCUUGGCAGGUCAGCCUCCAGUACGGGUCGACCCACAUCUGCGGGGGCACCAUCAUCGACCCCCUGUGGGUCCUCACAGCUGCCCACUGUUUCUUCAUGAACAGCGAGAAGAUCCUGGACGAAUGGAAGGUGUUUGCUGGGACCUCUGACCUCAGCCACCUGACGGAGGGCAUCCCCGUCUCACAGGUCAUCAUCAACGGCAACUACAGCGACGACCAGGAUGACUAUGACAUCGCCCUGAUGAAGCUGGCGAGGCCCCUCACCCUUUCAGCUCAGGUCCGCCCCGCCUGCCUCCCCAUGUCUGGCCAGAAGUUCCUUCCUGGGAGGAAAUGCUCCAUCACAGGCUUCGGCAAAACCAACGAGAGCGAUGAAAACACCUCCCCAAAGCUGCGGGAAGCAGAGGUGAAAAUCAUUGACUACAAGCUCUGCAACAGCCAGAAUGUCUACGAGGGCUACCUGACCCCCCGGAUGAUGUGUGCCGGUUACCUGCAGGGUGGGCGAGACUCCUGCCAGGGUGACAGCGGCGGCCCUUUGGUCUGCCAGGAUAGCAACCGGUGGUACGUGGCUGGAGUCACCAGCUGGGGGACGGGCUGUGGCCAGAGGAACAAGCCGGGGGUCUACACUCAGAUCACAAAGCUGCUCAGCUGGAUCCACAGCAAAAUGGAGAGCCAGAGCAACUGAGGAGAGGAAGGCUGUCCCCUGCUCCUGGCC
This is a messenger RNA of Heteronotia binoei (common prickly gecko), 1560 nucleotides long. Its product is annotated as transmembrane protease serine 13-like. The transcript has 14 exons. Gene Ontology annotation, molecular function: protein binding; serine-type endopeptidase activity. The coding region runs from base 1 to 1530 and encodes 509 amino acids. Gene Ontology annotation, cellular component: membrane. The record is from RefSeq and is a predicted model, not a curated record. NCBI's taxonomy places the organism in Eukaryota, Metazoa, Chordata, Lepidosauria, Squamata, Gekkonidae. Gene Ontology annotation, biological process: proteolysis.